AUGUGCAUCAUGUAUGUGGUUCUUGUGAAUCAUGGAGUAAGAAGCUUCAUUGUUGUGCUUACGCUUAUCAUUGAAACUAGGGCUCGUCUCCCAAUUCAUGUGGCUCACUAUCAUAUAAGGGAAGGAAACCUUACGAUGGUGCCAGGCCAAGGGAAGAGCAAUAUAUGGAAAAAUGGGCUUCCUCCAGGUUUCAGGACAGCCCUUCAAAACAACUUCGUCCCCAAAAUGUAUGAAAUUAUAGACUCUCUUGUAUCUUCAUACCAAAAGUUCAACUUUGCAAAGACCAGUGUAGCAGACAAUACUGUUCUAUUUGAGAAGUCUCUCCAAUCAGAAGACAUACGCUUUAAAAGUUUGCCAACAUUUAGUCAUCUAUCAACUUGA
Molecule: messenger RNA, 381 nt
Organism: Vicia faba (fava bean)
Lineage: Eukaryota; Viridiplantae; Streptophyta; Magnoliopsida; Fabales; Fabaceae
Source: the annotation of a GenBank genome assembly